Drosophila sechellia is the source of this 1172-nucleotide messenger RNA. Its product is annotated as replication termination factor 2. Gene Ontology annotation, cellular component: nucleus. The coding region runs from base 172 to 1071 and encodes 299 amino acids. The record is from RefSeq and is a predicted model, not a curated record. Gene Ontology annotation, biological process: mitotic DNA replication termination. Lineage: Eukaryota; Metazoa; Arthropoda; Insecta; Diptera; Drosophilidae. The transcript is spliced from 3 exons.
UGGACAUUGUGUAUAUAAAACAUUUGUUAUUGCUCAUAACACAAUUUUAUUUUUAAUUUUUUACUACAACCUGAAAGCAUAUAGUUAUUUAGUUAUCUCUUGUUUAUUUAGAAUUGCCCAACACGGAAUUCCCACGAAAUAUAUUGUAAUUCUUGAGAUAAAUAUAUAAUCAUGGGUUGCGAUGGAGGAACAAUUCCCAGGCGCGAUGAGCUGGUCCGCGUGAAGCAAAAGCCAGAGCAGAAAGACAAGGAUGCAGAGAGGGAGUUCCGUUGGCGCCACUGCACCUUGACCCAACAAAGCCUCCAGGAGCCGAUCGCCAUGUGCGGCAUGGGCAGGCUGUACUCCAAGCAGAGCGUCAUUGAGCGACUGCUGGAGAAGGAACCGAUGCCAGAGACAGCUGCGCACGUGAAGAGCAUGAAGGACAUUCGCCAGCUUAAUCCCACACCCAAUCCUGCCUUCACAGAGGAGGACAAAACUGAGGGACUAUUGGACACACGACAUUCUCCUUACAUCUGCAAGCUGAUUGGCCUGGAGAUGUCCGGCAAAUUUCGCUUUGUGGCCCUUUGGAGCUGCGGAUGCGUUUUGUCAGAGCGUGCCUUGAAACAGAUCAAAGGUAGUGUGGCCAGCACUUGUCCGCUGUGCCAGGCUCCCUACAGCGUCGAGGACGUGGUGGUGCUCAAUGGCAACGAGGAGGACAUGGAGCUCAUGCGGGUCAAGAUGGAAAUGCGUGCGGCCAAGCGCAAGUCCUCCAAGAAGGACAAGAAGAGUGCUAAGAAGGUGGAGGUGAAAGCUGAGCCCGCAGAGACACAAGAGCCAGUGGCUUCCACAUCCAAGUCUGCAGCCGCAGAGAAACCUACUACUAGCACAAAAACCAAGGCGGUCGGACAGGUCAAACGACUGGGCGCCGUUAAUGCAAUGCAGGAUCCCGAACUGAAGCGUCUCAAGAGCGACUUCAGCGUGGCCAAGGACCCGAAGGCCACCGAUGUCUACAAAUCCCUUUUCACCUCCCAUAAAACCGAAAAGGACCAGGAGCGCGCCCACUGGGUCACAUACAAUCCAUUCUACAAUUAGUCUAGAUUUCGUUUAAGUUUGCUGUGUUAUAUCAGUCACUUGUCCACAGUUUGAUCGUUGAAACCUCACACACAGUUUCAAAAUAUACAAUCGACAAUGUA